This is a messenger RNA of Ochlerotatus camptorhynchus, 957 nucleotides long. RefSeq lists its product as uncharacterized. Bases 1 to 957 code for a protein of 318 amino acids. The record is from RefSeq and is a predicted model, not a curated record. Lineage: Eukaryota; Metazoa; Arthropoda; Insecta; Diptera; Culicidae. The transcript is spliced from 2 exons.
AUGGCAACCAAGCCGUCGGAGCCAAAUAAAUUCAUCGGAUUGAAGAAAACCAUCGCAUCGCUUCACAAGGACGUAGCAUUUCUGAAGAAAUGCCAAAAAUAUAAGGUUAUACCUAUAAGCCAUAGGAUUAAGGUACGGACACCCACCCCACCCAGCGUAGUAAAGAGGAUGGAAGCAGAGUUCAUCAAGGAUAGCAUCAGACGGCUAUAUAGUAAACUGGACAUGAAGGUUUUGGAAUGUUAUUAUCUACAUCUCAAAUUGGCCAAGGAGUAUCCAAUUAAAUUCCAGGAGUUUCUGUCUAGGGCCAAGGUAGCAGAGGAGUGCGAAUCGGAUAGGAAGCGGAAGCUGCAGGAUAGGAAGCUAAACAGACUACGGCAGGAGUCUCAACGGAGACGGACGACACACCGAACGGGUGAGCAGAUCCCAUCAACCAUCACCACGACGCCGAGGGUUCACUCCAUUGAUGGGUUGGUUGUCAACCGAUCGACGACCGCAUUCACGGAAGAACAAUUGACACACCUCAACAAGGGGCUAGGAUACGCGGUUACAACCAAGCCAGACGUGGAGCAGAUCAUCAUUGACGUAGAAACAGCGAUUACCAAGACGCUUCCAACAACAUCACAGAAUACGGUUAGGACUAUCACAUCGAACAUAAUCAAGGACGGACAGGACGGACGCGCCAACGAAAAAGAAAUUCGGAUUGUAAAGGAGCUAAAAAGUAAAGCAGUAUACUACGUAAAGGCAGACAAGGGAAACGCGGUCGUUAUCAUGGACAAGGACGAUUACGAUAAUCAAAUGAUAACGAAGAUUAACAACGGACCGAACAAACAUUCAAACUUCACCAGCAUAGAAGCUGAACUUGAAUCUUCCACCCAGCAGCAGCAGCAGCAGUCGUCCAUUUGUCAACUCAAAUUGUCCAAGCCACAACCGAAGAAGUUUCCCAAACAUCCGGCCUAG